AUGGCACUAAAUUUGUACAUGCAUAGUCGAAAUCCUUAUAAAACGAAGAAGCCAUCAUUUCGAACAUUAGCUCAAAAGUAUCCUUUCUUUUCCGAAGCAUUUUCAGAGUGUGAAGAUGGGAAAUCUCAUUCGCAUUUUAAGCAACCUAGGUUUUUGGCUGCCCUUGCUCGUGCUUUGCUAAUGGAAGACUUUGGAUUAGAUGUAGAAGUUCCUCUUGAUCGCCUUAUUCCAACCAUUCCGUUGCGUUUGAAUUAUGUUUUAUGGGUCGAAGAUAUUUUAGCAGCAUUAUCCCCGUGUUGUUCUCCUCCCAAGGUAUUAGACAUAGGAACUGGGUCUUGUUGUAUAUAUCCAAUUAUUGGGGCAAAGAAGAAUGGCUGGCAUUUUUUCGCCUCCGAAAUAAUUCGGGUACAUGAUGAUACAGCACCCCCAUUGCAGCAGGUUUUCGACAAUAUUCUACCGUCGCAAAUCAUAAUUGAUGUUGUCAUUGCGAAUCCGCCGUUUUUUGAAAACGUUGUGGAUGCAAUCGGAGCGGAUUCCACUCGAUCCUUUGCACGACCACCUCCGAAGUCAACUUCAUCGGCCGCCCGAAAUGAGAGUCAAACUGUUGGUGGUGAAGUUGGUUUCGCUCGCCGAUUAGCUGAGGAUAGUUUGCGAUAUAGAGAUAAUGUUAAGGUCUUUACAAUAAUGUUGGGGAAAAAACGCAGCGUACCAGCUGUCCGUAGGAUAAUGAAGGAAAUGGGAAUCACUCGAUCUUCCGUGUACGAAAUGUGCCAAGGAAGAGUUAUGCGAUGGGGCUUUGCGUGGACCUUUUUGCCGAACUUCCAAUUUCCGUGUGGAUCUGUCGAGCGCUCUCCGAAUCCAAAACUAGCCGACGUCUCAGAAUUCAAACAGAAGCGUAAAUUUCAUCGACCCCCACUUACCUAUACUCUUCCUCCAACUAUGAGCGUUAUUCUUCAGAAGAAUAAACGUUCAAUGGGCGGUUGUCACCUUCGAGCCAAGGCGAAAGAGGAUACCUGGACACACUCUCGUCGAAAGCGUCGGGAAGCUCUUUUAAAGCAGAAGCAAUCCGAACUUCAACAGCAUAAAGUGUCGCAAGCUGAAAAUGGCGAGAGAAAGCGACCUCUUUCUACCGGUGAUGACUCAGAUCCUGAUGAAAACCCCGCCAAACGCUGUCGAAUGGAUGAAGUCUGCGACGGUGGUAUGUCGUGGAUUGAAGAACUCUGUGAAGAUUAUACAGAUAUUGAUGGUGAGGUUAUCCUGGUAGCCGAUUUCUACGUAGAAUCUCAGCAGAAAGGCUAUGGUGGAGAUUCGAGUAGCGAAGAAGAUGGGGAUUUUUCUAAUUCAGACGAAGAAGACAAUGAAGACGGUGUGGGUGAGUGUCAAGGCCAACUUUGCGAGAAAAUGGACGCAACUGAUGGGGAGAGUGGAUGCGAUCGAUUAAUAAUCAGUGUAAACUGGAUUGCAGGUGCUGAUCGGGAGCAGGCUAACCGCGUUUUGUGCUACUUGAAGAAUCGACUAAGAUGA
This is a messenger RNA of Rodentolepis nana, 1524 nucleotides long. Lineage: Eukaryota; Metazoa; Platyhelminthes; Cestoda; Cyclophyllidea; Hymenolepididae. The record is from the annotation of a GenBank genome assembly.